AUGGCGAGGCGCUGUCGCGGAGGGCGCAAGCGCGCCGUCUUGGAGGGCGGCCUGACUCCCAAAGCCGCGCUCUACCCGCACGGCUUCUGCGACGAGCUGUCCAAGCUGAUCGCCGACAACCUGGACGGGCCGACUCCGCCGCCACCGGCGGAGAGUUCGGCGCCCGCUGGAGCGUUCGAGGCCCUCUGGCUGAACGACUACGUCGGCUUCGCUCCCUGGCAGCUCCACUGCCACCGCCCUUUCCGCAAGCCCCUCCACAUCAACUUGCUGGAGAUUGACGCGGCCUGCGACGCGGUGGACGAGCAGGGCCUACGGUUCCCUGAUUGCAAGCACAACCUCCUCCUGGACUCCCGCGUCUCGAUCGGGGCCAUCAGCAAGGGCCGCUCCUCAUCGACUGCGAUCAACAAGCUCUUGAGAGGGAGGGCCCCGUUGCAGCUGGCCGCGGGCUCGCACGUCGGAUGCCACUUCGCGCCGACGCGCCUGCAGCCAGCCGACGCCCCGUCGCGCACGCUCCGCGACCCGGCGAGCGCUCUGGCCCGCGGGGCCGAGGCUCCACCUCCCGCUCCGCGCUGGCUGGCCGGCCUCGAGGCCGGGGGCGCCUCAGCCUUCCGCGCUUGGGCUGCGCCCCCGCUGCAGCGCCGGAAGCAGUCGCGGUGGGCUUGGCUGGUGGCGUGCCUCUGGUGGCGCGGGCUCCUGCGGCUCGCCCCUCGACCGCGGGUGCGCGACCCCGCGCUGGGCUUCCUGGGCGAGGGCCCGCGCGGCGGAGCCUGGCCGGCGCGGCCGCUGGGCCGCCUUUUCGGGCUCUUGGUGGCGCUGCUGCUGCGGGGCCCUGCUGCCGCGCCGCGCCCGCCGACCGCCCGCCCCGCGGGGGUGGACUUGGCGGCCGCGCGCGGCCUGACGCCAGUGGUCCAGGCGCGCCGUGCUGCCCUCGUCUCGCAGCUCCAGCACUGGCUGGCGGGCUGCGGCGGGCCCAGCUGGGACCUGUUCAUCCUGAUGGACCCAGCUACGGUGGCUCGCUACCUGGCUAAGUACGGCCAGUUUUUGUACGACACGAUGCGGAGCCGCCACGACUACGACGAGACGAUCAAUGCUGUGGUGGACGCAAAUCGUGCCCUCCGACACCGGCUCGACGCUGCGUGGGACAUCUCCUUCACGUGGAAGCACCUGACGCCUGGGGCCACGUUUUGGUAUAGGCUCACAGAUUCGCCAGACUGGGUUCGCUACAGGGGCAGGUGGCUCUCCAGUAGGAUGCUAGAGAUUUACAUCCAGGAGGUCCGGCUUUUCGCCGAGGCUGCCGGCGACCUCCUUUUCGAGGCCACCUAG
This is a messenger RNA of Prorocentrum cordatum, 1323 nucleotides long. Lineage: Eukaryota; Dinophyceae; Prorocentrales; Prorocentraceae. The record is from the annotation of a GenBank genome assembly.